AUGGCGGAUAAUUAUGAGAUAGAAUUGUUGUCGGAAGAGAGGUCAAACUUACUGAAAGUUGCCGAAGAGCACAAAAAACAGCUAAUAUCUGCAAAUACCAAGAUCGAAAAGCUUAAGCACGAGAAGGAGGAACUUAAAACACGGGAGCUGUUUUCCCGUCUCAACAAAAUGAGGGAUGAAGUGGACGAGAAAAGUAGAGAAAUAAAUAAACUGAAGAAAGAAAAUGAGUUACUCACAGAGGCGAUGGAAAAUUACAGAAAAAAGAAUGGAAAGUAA
Molecule: messenger RNA, 276 nt
Organism: Cylicocyclus nassatus
Lineage: Eukaryota; Metazoa; Nematoda; Chromadorea; Rhabditida; Strongylidae
Source: the annotation of a GenBank genome assembly